AUGACAUUAUUUUCAUUGAUAUGUUUAGUGUUUAUUGAAACGGUGACGGUUUAUUCUACACAAAAAUUAAAACUCCCAGACUUUUCAAAAGGUGAUACAAUUAAAUAUGAUCAACUUUCAAAAUUUAUUCUAGAAGACCCCUCAUCAUCCGAAGAGUAUCUGUCUAAUGAUCCAAUUGUAAAUUACUUGCGUAAUGAAAAUCACGAACCAGGAAAACCAUCAGAUAGAUCAGAAGGGUAUAUUUUCAAUGAAAAGUUGUGUAAACUGAUAAAAAAAAGAAUUUUAUGUGGUUAUGAUAGAAAUAAGGGAGAAAUAAGUGAAGAGAAAUCUGUGGAUAUCGGCAAUAACUGUAUCAUACGCAACGACAGAAUUGAAUGCGGGUAUUUAAGUAAACCAUUCAACAGUUCAUUACAUUUGAGAUUCAGAUCUGUUACCUUCACAGAAAGUUCAAUUACUACAAUAACAAAUAAAACUGGUUCUACAGAAAAGCAGGAUCACAUAAACAUAUCUGAAAACUUUAAUACAAACACUGAGCUACCAGUACAGUUACCAGUAUCAAACACCUCUGAAUCAACAAUUAAUGUCCUAAAUACUCCUGAAAGGAGUUUUAAAGAAACUAGCCCUGUUACACAGCCAUUGAAAAUAGCACCAGAUACUAUAUUAUUAAAUAAAUCAUCACCAGCAAUCUUGUCUAGCAGUGUCCCACCAAUAAAAACCGCAAAGGAAUCUGACCCAACAACAUCACUAUCAUCACCCAUUAAUUUUAUUAAAAAUAUAACAAAUAAAAUAGAACUGCCAAUUCAUUCUGGCGUAUUAAACAAUGAAGCAUAUACAGAAAACAGAAAUAAAACCGAAAGCGUAAGACAAGGGCUAAUACGUAAAUUGAUGAACAACAUCGAAAACAAAAAAGCAAUUAGAAGGGAAGAACCACACAUUGAGUCAAUACCACCUUCAAAAAAUUGUAAAUGCCCUAAUCAAGCUUCAAUUUUAAAAGAUUCAUCAACAACAUUUUUUUUAAGAGCGAGAAGGAAUUCAAAAUCUUUGAGAAAAGGAAAUAAUAAAACCAACAUUAAAACAGCAUGCGUUGAAAAUAAAGACCGCAUUGUAUGUCUUGAUUAUAAACUAGAAUAA
Messenger RNA from Arctia plantaginis, 1131 nucleotides. The record is from the annotation of a GenBank genome assembly. Lineage: Eukaryota; Metazoa; Arthropoda; Insecta; Lepidoptera; Erebidae.